UAACUGCAUGCAUCGAUAUUUCCAACGAUGAUUCUAAGCUUAGUGGUCGACCAGCACUAAAUAAAAUUUCAGCAAUAAAUAUCAACCUCACAAAAUCCACCUUGGUUUUUGCGAAUCGAAUACGUUUAACUUGAGGAAGAGUGCUGGCUGUUGGAAUAGAAAAUUGGUGUUUAUUGUUGACGUUUGAGCGAUAUUUUUGCCUGUAGAUAUUAAUUAAUAGAUAGUUGCAUAUGCCAAAGUAGACACUUUGUAAAAAUUCCAGUGAAUUUUAACCUUCGCCGCCGCUUUUUAACUAAAUAACUGCUCGCCUCGAGUCCAUUCGUAGUUUCGGUGCUUGCCGAUCGGUAUUAGCUGCAGUUGUACGCAAAAACUGCGUGGAAACGAAAAGUGACAGCCGAAACCGAGUGUCCCGCGCCCCGCCGACCGCUGUCACAUUUCAUUUUUUUUUUUGCACGGCGAGGAAAGCGAAAUUUUGUGCAAAAAGUUGCGCUCAGACUGCAAAAAUGAUUAUAAACCUGAAAGUUAAGACCCUAGAUGCCCGCACCCACGAAUUCAGCAUCGACAAUGAGAUCACUAUUCGACAGUUCAAGGACCAGAUUGCCGAGAAGACCAACAUCGCCGCCGAGAACCAGAGGAUUAUCUACCAGGGCAGGGUUCUAGCUGACGAGAAGCAAGUUAAGGAAUAUGAUGUGGACGGCAAGGUGCUCCAUGUGGCCGAGCGUCCACCAUUUUCCCAGCGCGGCACCAACUCCCGCAACAACGAUGAGCCCAUGCGCACUUUCCGCAACCGGCCGCAGGCUGGAAUGCGGACAUCCCCGUACUUCCGCGCCCUGGAUGGAAUGCUUGUCGGCACAAUGGCCAUACCUGUGAACAAUGGUCCUGUUGCAACAACACGGAAUCCCCCCAAUCGCUAUCCCAACUCGUCGUCCUUCUGCAUCAACCGCAUCACCGUGGCCAUGCACAUGAUCGAUUGUGCCGCCAACAUAGCCGCUUAUCUGGAGAAUCCCGCCGUGGGCCUGAACAACCAGUCCCUGGAUAUCCUUCAACGUGGCCGCUGGUCCAUGGAAUCCACUGUAGUCGAAGUGGGCGUCUCCUCAACGGAUCUCCCUCGCAACAACAACAUCAUUGACAUGGUCCAGGAUGCCGUGACAGCGGCCCUCUCACGUACCGGAGCUCGCAACUACACUGUGGUCCAACUGCCCACGGUUUACACCAAUGAGAGCGGCGAAACCACCCAGCAACGGGUUGGCGAAGUUGCCAACGAUGCAGCACCUUCCGGGUCUGCGACCGAAGCCGGUGGAGAGACUACAGCCGCCACUGUCAUUAUAGAGGAUGUGAUUGAAACCGAUGACGAGGCUGCCGACGGGGGUUCAGACCGUUCGGCUACGCCCACACCAGAGGUGGAUGUUGAGGGAGCCGUUGGUGGCCAACCGGCUGCUGGUGCUGCUGUUUCAGCCUCCACCCCGGCAGCAGCUGGCAGCUCAGCCACAGGAGCGGGUGGCGAGGCAGGAGCCGCUCCAGCUGCCGGAGAAGGUGCUGUCAAUGCAGGACCUAGGCGCCGCACUCGUCCCCAAGUGUUGGCCCAGGUCAUUCAGCACUUCCGCAAUACCCAGACGCGUCUGUCUCCGUUCGUGGAUCGCUACUAUGACAUUCUCCAGAACGAUCCUGCCUUUGAGGAAAGUGACACCGCGGGUCGCGAGAAUGCCCAGCGGAUAUUCGACCGCGUUUCGGAGGCCUUCCACUACCUCUCCCAUGCCCAGCAUGCGAUUUCUGACCUGAUGCUGGACCUCUCGCAGCCAGGACCGCGGGUGCUCACCUGCCGACCCAUCCUUGUGGAGCAGAGCGGCUACAUCCGCUCCAACAACAUAUUUGCGCCCAACUUUCUGGCCCCACCACCGAGCCUCCUUAACGAGGUGGCCUUCAGGGCUGGGGCAGCAGCCAAUGCCGCCACGCCCAACCGAGCAGCCGCCUCGACCGCUGCUCCUCCAGCGGCAGGCACUUCGAGUGCAACCACCACGCCGCAGGCCACCAAUCUGCAGGCUGCCACCGAUGCCAGCCGCAGCGCAGCGGCCAUGGCUGAGAUUGCCAGCAGGGCCGCUGGAGCAGCGGCUGAAAUGGCGGCCGGUGCUGCCAAUGCCGCUGCUGCAGCUGCCGGUCUAGCCGGAAUGGCCACCGACCGUGUGGAGGAUCCCGUGGACGAGCCUAUGGUGGCACCGAACGCAGUUAACCCCGGACAGGCGCAGCCACGACCACACGAAAUGGAUCACGAUCACGAUCAGAGUGCUGAUCAGGUUCCUGAUCAAGGCAACGAUCGAGAGCCCAGAGCAGCUCCGCCCAGGCUGCGUGUCUAUGUUCCAGUAACCCUGCCACCGCCCAAUCCCCAGCUGGAGAUGGCGCGCCUCAUCCAGGCAGUGGUCAACAGGGCGACCAACGAGACAAACGACGUGCAUGUGGAGUUCAACUCGCCCAACAUAAUGUCCAUCAACUUGCCCGUACACGUGAUGACCGCCGCCGUGCGUCCGCCUUCGACGGCUGCUGCUGCUGCUCCUCCUCCAGCUUCUGCUGCCGCGGAGGAGUCUUCGGCCGAUAAUUCACCACCACCAGCUGGGAACGGAGAAGCGGCCGCAGCUUCCACGUCAAGCGGCGCACGCAGCGGAGAACAGCGCGCCAAUACAUUGCCGACCACGUCCACCCAAACGCGCUCAACUUCGCGGCCCCAGAUUCAGAUCGGCGGCAACAACAAUUGGGGCAGCCGCAUCGCCCCCACGCACACGGCCUUUGAUCGCUUCCUACCCUGCAACAGCCAUCACAUUCGGGAGCCGGAACCCCAGAAUAACAACGCCUCCGGCAGCAGCUCUAACAACAAUCGGAGCACCACCACCGCAGCACCCACAGUGGGCACCGCCAUCGUGCUACCGACACCCUCGGCCGGAGUUCGUCCUGUCACCUCUGAUCGCAUCCACCGUGGCGGUGCCAACGUACGUUCGACAUGGUCGGCGCGGCGCCUGCGACCCGCUAGCGAGCAGCUGAACAGUCUCCGGCCAGCAGCCUGGGCUCAGGCGUUUUUGCAUUCGCAGACGCAGACCCCGACUUUGAUUCACGUUGGUGGUGGCAGCACCAGCGGGGCCUUGUCCGGAGCCGGGAGAGUUCGCCCCUUGGGAGUAUCGCACAGCCAUCGCGAUCGGCAGGCGGCAGCGGCUAUUCGAACGGCCCUCGUUGGUGGUGGCAGCACCAGCGUGGGUGGCCUGACGACGAUACGGCGGGGCCGCAUCCAUACCACCGGCCACCACCGCCUGUCCAGACAAUUUCCCACCCUCCUAGCUAAUUUUAUGAUUAAUAUGAGAAAUAAUGCGCAAACAGCUUCGUCAGGCAGCAGCGCCUCAGUCGCCCCGGAAGGAGUGGCAGUGACAACGGCCACCCCGGCCCCAGCCGCCAACCCAUCAGCUGCUCCAUCCCAGACUGCUCCGUCGACGCCCGUUAUCAGUGCUGCGCCCCAUCCUGCUCCAUCCCAACCCGCCGCCGAGUCGAGCAAUCUGCGCACCCAGUUGUGCACCUUCCUCAAAGACAGACUGUUCGCCGGGGCGCCCAUUAACGAGCAGACCAUACCAGCGGCUCUCGAUCGCGCUCUGGAGUGGUUCGGCGAUAGCCUAGUCUUCCUGACGCAGUACGAGCGGCCGCAGUUCAACUCCCGGGACUCAGUGUGCAACGUUCUCCGUUUCCACAUCGAGCAAAUCAUUGAUCUCUGCAGCGCAGCUCCGGGCACUGUGUCGGGGGCACAGUUCGAGAGCAGGCUCAAGGAAAUCUGUCGAUACUUUCGGUUGCGCCUCUUCGACGUCCUAACCUGUUGCCUGGGCGCUCUCAAUACCGAGCUCUACUGGCGCCAGUUAAUGCGCCUGUGGAGCCCCCCACUGCGGUCCAAUUUCUGCAAUGAAACCUUUCAGUUCUUGUGCAUGUUCAUUGAUCCCACAAGCCCCAUCGACGAAAAUUCUAUUCUGAUAGGCUGCAGUUCCCCAACUCAGUUCCUUGUCUGGCGCACCGUUCCAGCCGCACCAGUUUCGGGUGAGACAGAACCCUUUGUGGCGCCUCCACCUCUGCCUUUUAAUCUCCAGCCGCACCGACAUCAGCAACAACAACCGCAGCAGCAGGCUCUCGACACUGACGUGGAAAUGGCCGAUGUGGCCUCCUCCAGUAGCAGCAGCACACCAGCAGCUGGAGCAUCUGUAGCAGCAGACCCCCUGCCCGCCGUGAUUGUGGGCUCUGAACCUUGGCACAUGAGUUUCCCCAACGAGUGGUUGCCUGUGAUAACGCGUGACUUGCAGACCCAGACUGAGAACGAUCGCCCCCAGCAGCCUUACUCCGAUGCCUAUAUAUCCGGAAUGUCGGCCAAGCGCCGCAAGAUUAUCCAAUCGGAUAAGCCGACAGCUAGUGUAGAGUGCUUGAUUGCUAGUGGCGUCCAGCGGGCCAUCCAGAGCGCCGGUCUGGGUGCUAAUGGAAGCACCAGCAGUUCCUCCAUCAAUACGGACUCGGUGAUCGGUUCUAUUGCCCACGACGCCGCCAUUCAGGCCUCAUACACGGAUGCUGUGCGCAAUAGUGUGCGGGAGCGGAUCAAGCAGGACGUCGAUUACAAGCCCAGCAAGUACCCGCAGAUGACCAAGUUCGCCGAGCAGAAGUAGAGAACCAAGGAGCCCUUGGCCAACUAGUGCUGCUUGUUGUACAUUUUACUUUAAUGCAUUGUAUUUAAUUUAGUUAAUAGCUAAGCUUGUUUAAAUCCAACGAACGACGACGAUGAGGCAGGCGACUUGGAGACCAGCACUUGGAGAGGAUCUUUAGAUAAAUCCUAUGCCCUAUAUAGAAUAAUAAUAUCCAACUGAUAUGUAAUCAUAUAUACACUACCCUCACACCAACACACACACUAUGGGACACGAAUUGCAGGGCCCAGACAGACAGCUUAGGGGCUGCGAUAAAGGAUUAAAAUAAACACACUUAUUAACCCUAAAUGGCCCUAAAUAAUGGGAUCUAGGAGAGAAAGCCCCUGAGAAAGCGAUUGGCUUUCAAUUUCAAGUUCCAAAUGGCGAUGGCGUCCCCGUGUCGCGUGACGUGUUGGACAGAUCGGAGCCGUGACGACAGCCAGCCAGUGAAAAUUCCAAAUUCCAGCCAAAUAUUUUGGCCAGCGCCUCAAUUGACGUCGGCCAAUGGCACAUGAUUGCCUAUGACGAUGGCUCUGGAAUGUGGGAUGGCGGAGGAAAUGGGCUCAAGUGGAUGAUCAGGAGAUUACAAGAAAAAGGCCUAUAGCCUAUCAAAUCCAAUUCAAUCUAGCACAUCACAUCCUAUUUAAUAACCAGAGAAGCCGAAGCCGAAGCCGAAGCCGAUCGUUGUUCUUGUCACCUGCAAUCAAAACACAAAAAUGUGUCACACAAAAAUGCUGGCAAUAUUUAUGAGGUGGAACGAAAAAAUAAACCGACAAAUAUCGAAAACGAGCAAAGAAACGGAGAACAUAUAUGUAUGAAUAAAUAAUAAUUAUUAAUA
Molecule: messenger RNA, 5526 nt
Organism: Drosophila ananassae
Lineage: Eukaryota; Metazoa; Arthropoda; Insecta; Diptera; Drosophilidae
Product: large proline-rich protein BAG6
Exons: 11
Coding region: 504-4673 (1389 amino acids)
Cellular component (GO): BAT3 complex
Molecular function (GO): polyubiquitin modification-dependent protein binding; misfolded protein binding
Source: RefSeq, a predicted model, not a curated record